This is a messenger RNA of Camelina sativa (false flax), 1382 nucleotides long. RefSeq lists its product as uncharacterized. The record is from RefSeq and is a predicted model, not a curated record. NCBI's taxonomy places the organism in Eukaryota, Viridiplantae, Streptophyta, Magnoliopsida, Brassicales, Brassicaceae.
AUGAAAUCCCUUAUGUCCUUGCGCACAUCUACCAUAUUUUUAAAUAAAGCAUUUGCUAACUACGGCAUUUCCCACCAGGCAACAACAAUCCAAGCCUUCAUACCUGCAAACAGGAUCAGUCGGUAUGAAGUCUUCCUGAAAGCUAAUUCAGUCUACACCAUCAACAAAUUCAUAAUCAUCCCGUGCAAGAAACUUUUCAAAGUUUCUGAUCACAAAUACGGCAUAUCUUUCUCCAAUCAAACCGAAUUGCAAGAAGUUACUAAAGGAGACCACAAAAUUGUUUCUCAGAAAUUUAGGCUCCGACCUUUCAAUGAUUUUGCAUCCAUCGUUGACAGAAACGGUGAGCUUUAUGAUGUCAUUGGCCAAAUUCGUCUCAUUACUGGGGACAACUUACAAGACACUACUACAAAUGUUGAAGCACCAAGAACUGCCCACGGGAAGUCUAAGGACAGAAUCUUCUUGCACCUCCUCAUGAGAGAUGGCGAAACAAUUCGUAUUUACCUCUGGGAUAUCAUUGCUGCAAAUUUCCGUACAAGAUGGAAUGCCAGUAAGUCAAAACCAAAUGUUCUGCUCCUCACCACUGCCAAUGCAAAAUUUUUGGGAGGUGCUGUCACACUUACCUCAACAUCUGCUUCUCGCGUCUUCUUUGACGCCGACAUUGCUGAAACCUCAGAGUUUAUAACAACGACGUCGCAACCUUUGUCAUUUUUUACCGUGAAGGGUUAAACUUUCUCGGAAGAAGAGCUGCAGAAGUUUUCUCACUUGAAUUCCCUGAGGGUGAUGAUUCAGACGACUCUGGAAAAUUUAACAAGAAGACACCACAAUGUAUCCUAGACAUUGUUCUUCGCUCAUGCAAAUUUCAUGUUAAGCUGACAGAAUACAAUUUCAGGGCAACCCGUCAAACUUUCACAGUCAACCGUAUAGUGGAGGAUAAUAUUAACAUCCAUAGCAAGCCAUCUGAGAAAGACAUUGAAGGAGAUAUGGGAGGAAAGAAACCCGGACAAUCUACAAAUGCUUCAAGUGGAAUGUCGAAGAAGAAGUUUGAGCACUUACAACUGGAAGACAACAAUAACAACAAGACCGAGAAACGCCAACGCCACAACACCUAAAUCCGUGACCAAAUCUCAUAAUACCCUUGACGUGCAAACCCCACCAGCUUUUAUUAACGAGUUUUCAAUUUCCUGCUUAUUUCAAAGUCUACCCUUCUCUUCCACUUAUCAUCUAAAACUUUUGCUUCUUAUUACCAUAUGAGUCUCGCAUUUAAUCUAAGUCUAUAGUUCAAUGGGAACUACUAUGUUUCUUCACACUGAAACAAACAUUUUAAUGUUUUGCUAUUGCCAAAAAUUUAUUACAAUUACAAAGUAAGAUCCAACUUGGCUUUA